GGGAAGACCAAGCAGAGGAAUACAGAGACCUGAAAAGGGAGCUGGAACAAACUGCCAAGAACUGCAGAAUCCUCCAGUUUCAGCUCAAGAAAGUGGAGAGGCAGAAGGAGCAAGUAGACCAAGACAAAGCUGAUCUGGAACAGAGCCUGGCCUCACUUCAGUCCUCUGGCAAGCCCAGCAACCUCAGCCCAGUCAUGAAAGAGAAAACUGACAAAAUAAAGGAGCUGGAGCAGGAACUACGCCUUGCCAGGGAAAUAAGCCAGAAACUCAGGGCUGAGAAUGACCAGCUCAAGGAAAACAAACCGUCCACUGAACCCAGGAAGAGACCAAAGGAUUCCCAGGGUUUAGCUACUGAUGAGCGAGAUAGACUCCUCAGGGAAGUUCAGGACACUAUGGAAAGGGAAGCUGAUCUCAGAGAGCAACUUCAGUUUGCUGAAGCAGAAGUUGAAGAGCUGCGAAAGAAGUUGACCAGAGCAGAGGAAGAAAAUGAAGCUCUAGCCCUGCAGAUCAAGAAGAUGGCAGUUAAAAGCAAAGCGGUGAGACAAAGAAGCAGAGAGAUGCAGGAACCUCCUAAAGAAGAAGAAGAGGAAGACCAUAACCCAAUGGACAUGAAACUCCAACUGGAACUCAAUGAGCAAGAAGUUAAAAUCCUCAGGGAAAAAGUGGACAAACUGACUUCAGAGAAAGACAGUCUGCAACGUGAACUCACUCGCUCAUCAGCCCUGGACUCAAAGACUUCUGCAGGUUCAAGAAUCAAGGCCGCCAUCUUGGGCACAUCUGCUGACAAUGAAGAUCGCCUUGACAUUAAAGUGCUCAAAGAAGAAAUGGCGGAUUUGAGAAGAAAGCUGAUUGAAAAGGACAGGGAGUUGGAAAAUGUUCAGACUGAACUUUCACUCAAGUCCAAGAAAUCAGGGGGCAAAAAUUUGUCAUCCAGAAGCAAAUCUUUAGACAGUGAACAAACAAUUGACCUCAAGCGUCAACUUGCUCAUGUGGAACAAGAAGCUGCCAUCCUAAGGGCUAAAAAUUUGCAACUUGAGGAUCAAAAUGAGAAGAUGAAUGAUGAAAAUCGCAGACUUGCUGUCAAACUUGCAUCUGCUGGAAGAAGAGGGUCUGUCAGCAGCACAGGAACAGCCUUUUCAGCUGCUGAAGAUGACUGGCAAAUCAAAGGGAUCCAAUUGAAUGAAGAAGUCAAGUCUCUGAAGAUGAAGCUUGCAGCAGCUGAAGAUAAAAAUGCAAUGUGGUAUGAAAAUAAUUCUUUAGAGUGUCUGGUCAACAAGAAUAUUCCAUCACAGGUGAAGCAACUCCAAAGUAUGAAGCGAGAGCUUGAAGAAGAAUUGGAUGACCUGAAACUCAAGAGAGAGAAACUUGAAUCAGACUUGGCAGACAAGGAUGACCAAAUAGAGAAGAUGUCCAAAGUGUUGGAGUCCAAAGAAGCCCCUUCAGCUCACCAACAAAAUGCAAUUGCCAGUCUCUUGGGAACUCUGGUGCCUAAACACAUAUCAGAAAUCAUCCGUGAUAAGAAGAGAGUUGAGACCUCAACUCGUAUGGAACUCAAAAAGUACAUUGAAGAAUUGGAGACAGAAAUAGUUGCUUUGGCCCAUGCCCUGGAAACCUCCAAAGAAGAUGACCAAAUGUCAGAGAAGAAAACCACAGGGACCAAGAAGAAGUCCACCAACACCCUGAAGGAGCUGAGAGAGAAAUGUGAGGCCCUUGAGAAAGAACUAAAAGAAGAAAAGGAAAAAACGGUUAACCAAAGAAGAGGCAGUGUCAAAGCAGGGGAUGCUACAACUGUCUCAAAUGAAGUCCUGGAUGCUGAGAGAAGAGCCCACAGAGUAACACUUAAGAAGCUUGAUGAAGUUCAGAAAGAGCUGGACUUCUUGCACAAGAAAGUCAAAGAAACUGACACCCAAUCAGAUAAGUUGAGAAACUUGGAAGACAAGGUCAGAGCAAGAGAUAGAGAGUUGGAAGAAAAGAAAUCUGUCCUCAGAGAGACAGAGAAUGAUCUCUAUGAUCUGAAACAAAAGGUGAAGGAAACAGAAAAACAGGGCUCCAAAAAGAAGAGUUAUUUGAGCAGGCUGACUGAGGAAAAAUCCAAGGAGAGAGAAAGAACAAAGCUCAAAGAUGAGGUCGAAAAUUUGAAAAAGCAGCUGACUCAGCAGAACCGCAUGGUAAGCGAAGAAGCAUCCAAAAAACUUGAUGACCUCAAGAAGAAAUAUGAUACAGAAAGCAGACAACUGAGAGAAGAAGUCUCCAAUGCAAGGGACAAGCUUGAGGAAAAGAUCAAAGAGAUGCAAUCCAUGGAGAAAUCCUUCAAGACAAAACAGAAGAAGGAGAUUGAGAAGCUGACCUCAGAGCAUGCUUCCAAAAUUUCAACACUGGAGGGUGACAUCAGAACUGAGAAAAAGCGUCUGGAGACUGCAAAUCAAAAGUGGGAUGCUGAGAUAAGAGCUAAAGAGCGUGAAAUAGACAGACUGAAGACAAUGUCCAAAUCUGAAGGACCAUCCACCAUUUUGUCCAAGAGCAGCAGAGAAACUGACCACAAGAUUGAGGAGCUUGAGAAGGAAGUAGCUGAUUACAAACAGGAGUAUGAGGACCUUCAUGCCAAGUAUGACCUGCUUGAAGAGGACUAUGUGGUAGUCAAAGCACAGUUAACAAUGGAAAAGGAGCAUAUAACUGGUGACCUGAGCAAACUCAAGCAAGAGUAUGAGACACUGGAAGGUGAACUGAGGACUUUGAGAGACACAUACAACAGCAGACAGGACUCUUGGAUUAAAGAAAAGCUGGAUCUCCAGAAUGAUGUGAAUAAGCAAAAGCUGGAGGACUUUGAAAGGUUGUCCAGCUUCCAGUCAAGGAGCAUUUCCAGUGACACAACCAGACUGGAACAAGAGAUCCGUUCUCUGAAACAAGACAUAGCAGACAUGGAGAAGUCCCACAAGUCAGAAGUGAGCCAAAUGCGCAUGAGGCAUGACUCAAGGAUUUUGCAGCUCAACCAUGAGAUUGCAACAUUGAGGCAACAGUUCUCAAAGGCAGGAAGAGAAAGAGAUACCUUCAGGGAUAUGCUGGAUGGAGCACAGAAGACCAUUUCAGACCUCCGGCAUGAAGGAAAGGCUGCCAAGGAACAAACCUUUGAGCAUAAGCUUGAAGAAGAAAAGGUGAUGAAUUCUGGCAGGACAAGGUUGAGUGCACUCAAGACCAAGAUUGAAUUAGCUUGGCAAAAGGAGAGAGAUGAGAUGCACAGGUUGUUGUCAGAGUCUAACUCUGCCAAUCAUGGCCUGAGGGAAACCCUUUAUCAGGUUCAGCAUGACUUGGUUGACAUCAGAGAAUCUCACUCAAAAAUGCGCAUCAUGAAUGACAAAUUGCGCAGGGACAAAGAGAGGUCAGACAAGGAGAUAUUUGACCUGAGGGCCCAUCUCAACAAUGGCAUUGAUUCCGCUUCAGCAGAGCUGAAAACAUUCCUGGAGAACUUGAAUGAAACUGGGACACUCUCCAAGCCUUUGACAGCUGUUCCCAAAGGUGCCAAGAACUCAAACAACAACAAGUCCACCAAUGACAAAGAAAAGGAUGACCAACUCUUGAAAAAUGAGCUCUCAAGACUCAUUGAGUGCCUGGAGAAGCUGAAAAAAGAUGCAGAUAGAAUCAAACCCAAGCAUGGAGCAGUUGGUGGAGGCCACAACCUCCUUAGUCCUUCAUCACGCUAUGAGUCUCUUAGAAGAACGCAUUCAGCAAUAGAUGAGGAAGACCACAUGGAGUCAGCCCUCCCAAAGUCCCUGAGGUCUCACAGCAGGCCAAUGAACAACAAAAGUGCUUCUUUUGACUACAGGAAUGAUGUUGACAGUGAUAGUCUGAGAACAGCACCUCCAAUGUGGGGCUCUGAUGAUCACCUUUUGGAUGACUAUGAUGUGAUGUCCACUCAUUCAGACACUAGGAUGACCAGGACUUUACCUGGAAACUCUAGAAUGAACAGAGAGCCUUCCUAUGACAGAAUAUCAACUCAAAGUGAGAUGCCUCAAGGAACCUCAGCAGGAGCUGCUGGAGGAACUGAUUCUGGCAGUGGAAAGAAGAAAGGAGGUGUUGGGGCAGCCCUGAAGAAAAUGUUUACCAAGUCCAAGAGCAUUGAAGAGUCUCCAACUGGAGGAAUGGUAGCUGCUGCUGGCAUGCAGGCCAUGGUCACCAGUACAGGAAGCCCAGGGGUGGAUGUUCCAGUCAGCACAGGAUCCAAAGAUUCUCUCUUCUCAUUUGGCAGGAGAAGGAAGUCUCCUUCACCUGCUCCAUCCAACUUGUCUGGGACAACUGCUGGUGUUAGGGAAUACAGUGACACUGGAAGCACAGGAGAAAUGGUUUCAGUUGGGGAAGUUGUUGAGGUGCUUGGGACAGCAGCAGAAGAUGAGGCCAGUCAAGGAGACUCUUCCUCCAUGAAGAAAAAACAGGGUUUGGGCUCCAGACUGCGGGAACGUCUGCGGAGUCAAUCCAGAGAACGCAGUGUAGGACCUAGUAGUGGUGCCACAUCCAGCACCAGCAGUCACCAACCAGCACCAAUGGAAAGACAGUCUUCCAUAGAGGACGAAGAGUCUGGCAAGACCAUUUACAGACCACCGUCUGCCUACGGAGACAACAGGCCUCUGACCUUAGGUAGCAAAGUGCAGAGUGCCAGAGGGAAUCCCACGUCGUCAUCCACGUCGCCGGCGGCCUCUACAGCCGCCCCCGUGGCGCCCAUGCGAGGGUCGUCCCCCUCUGCCAGUAGGUCCUAUGCAUCCUUGAGUCGGGCCACCCGGGGGGCGUCCCCGAGCUUGUACUCGACUACUUAUUCAAGGCGACACAAAUCAAUCCGCACUGAAUUCGGUUUCCACGGCGGCAACGGCGGCGGCACAUCUGGCUUCGGGUCUGGUCUUCUCGUGGUGCUGGUUGUGGUCCUACGCGAAGUCGUUGUGGUCCUCGGUGUCGUCGUGGUUCUGCUGGUUGUCGAAAAGGUGGUCCUGCUUGUGGUGGAGGAAUAA
Molecule: messenger RNA, 4994 nt
Organism: Notodromas monacha
Lineage: Eukaryota; Metazoa; Arthropoda; Ostracoda; Podocopida; Cyprididae
Source: the annotation of a GenBank genome assembly